AUGUGCUUUAUAAGUCAGAGUCAUGGAUGUGGUGGUAUACUUAAUUCAACAACUGGUUCGCUACGGUCUAAAGAUAGUGACGGUUACGGGCGGUAUGACAAUAACCAGGACUGUCGAUGGAUUAUAGUUGCUGGUGACAAUAAUGUUAUACGACUAACAUUUACAAGAUUUCAAUUGGAAUACCACUCUGGCUGUCUUUUUGAUUAUAUCAAGAUUUACCAUGGAAUGACUGACAAAGAUCAAUUAAACGGAACCUAUUGUGGAUCUUAUAUACCACCAGUGUUUACCUCAACAUCAAACAUCCUCUACGUUCAUUUCCACACAGAUUAUUCAAGGGUUUACGCAGGAUUUAAUGCUACAUAUACUCAGCUUCCUGUCGGGUCCUCGAUUGUAAUGGAUAUCACCUGCUCUUUGCUGACAAACAUAUCACCGAAGUUAAAAAGACAG
Ruditapes philippinarum (Manila clam) is the source of this 447-nucleotide messenger RNA. RefSeq names its product cubilin-like. Lineage: Eukaryota; Metazoa; Mollusca; Bivalvia; Venerida; Veneridae. The annotation marks the transcript as partial. The record is from RefSeq and is a predicted model, not a curated record. The transcript is spliced from 4 exons.